AUAGCCAGGGAAAUGGGCUGUGUUUUUAUCUUCCAGGUUGCCCCGCAGUGCCGGGUGAAUGCGGUGGGUUUUGGUCUUCGCGUCAUAAAUAGCCAGGAAUGGGUCUUACCUAGGGUCCCUGGGAUGCGGGGGCAUUUGGCAGGAUUUUACCAGCAGUUGGUCUCAGUGGGGCGGAGAUUUUACCCAGACUUGGCUUGACCGAAAGUCAAAGUCCCUGCUAUUCCCCGGACCCGGGGGGCUGUGCUUACAAUUGACUGGUGCAUUACUGUCUGUUGAUAAAAAUGUGUGACAUUUCAAAUAGAGAGCCCCACCUGUAUGUGUGCGGAAACAAUAGCUGUGGCCAAUUGUCGGGACUGACAAAAGAUGUUGAUGUCAAUGAGGAUGAUUCUACAAUGCCUCUUGGACUCACUUGUCUCACAUCUGUAGCAGUUAACAUUUUCCCGGCACCCCUCGUGUUUACAUGGUCACAGGUUGUUGGUGUCAAAGACAAUGGAUCCCUUUGUUUCUAUGGUUACAAUAGCUGCAAGAUGGCUGCCAAUAUUGAAGCCAAGGUCAAGGACAAUGUGACCAGCAUAGUAGAGUGUGGAAACUGUGUCCUUGUACAGUCAAAGGGAGGGAUUGUGCUGAUGACAGAUGAUGGAAAAUACACUGAAAUUGAAAACCCUGAUGAUGUAACAAUUUUUGGUGCUACAUCUAAUGCAUUCUAUGGUGUGAAAGAUGGUGAGUGUUACAAAGCCAGUUUAAAUAAAGCUGUGGAAGAACCCAGCCUUACAUUCUCCAGCAUAAACCCCGGCCCUACCCCGGGGCUUUCAACACCCAGGCUUACAGUGUUGUCCUUGGCCUGUGGGGUGGAGCACACCCUGUUUCUAACUGAUGGUGGAAGGUUGUUUUCCUCUGGAACUUCAAGUCGGGGUCAGCUAGGGCAUGGGUGUGUCACCGUUGACCUAGUUAGUGUUCCCAUGGAGAUUUCAACACUAGAGGGUAUCCAAGUGGUUGCUAUAGCAACAGGAAGUUGGCACUCUGCAGCAGCAACAGCUGAAGGUGAUAUCUACAUGUGGGGAUGGAAUGAGAGUGGGCAGUUGGGGUUGCCAACUUCGCCAAACCCAGACAGGCCAGUCAAUGAUGAAUGUUUAUACCAAGAUGUUGGACAUGUACAAAUCCAGCCUGAGCCAUUUGGCCUUGACCUUCCAGAUGACUACCAUGUUACCAUGGUAACGUGUGGAUCACGGCACUCCUGUCUACUCACAGCUGCAGGGGAAGUCUUUGUGACAGGAUGGAAUAAAUGUGGCCAACUGGGUCUCGGCGACACCAAAUCCAGGGACUGUUUCACACAUGUUUAUGUGGAAAAUAUCACCAAGGGCCGUGUCAAAAGUAUCCAUGCACAGGGUUGGAAUACAUCAAUUGCGGUUGAAACUUGAAGACACACCCUGUUUAUCCACAAACAUGAGUAACCUGAGGGGUUAUGUCACAAGUGUCAAAAAACAUGAGAGCAAUACAAGAAUAAUAGUUGAGUGAGCUGCAUAUGCAGAGCCAAAUUCAACAGUACCACCUGACAGCCCGACUCGCAGGAGCAAUAACCUUCAAGAUUAAUCAAUAGAAAAGUUAUGCUGUGUCUGAGUGGGAAAUAUAGCCAGGGGUUGUGUCAAAGUGUCCGUUUGGAUAUAUCAAGUGUCCAUAUAGAAAAUGUAACCAGGGGUUGUUUCAAAGUGACUGCGUUGGUUCAUUAGGUGUCCAUGUCGAAAAAGUUACCGGGGAAGUGUCCGUGUGGAUUCAUAGUUUCCAUAUAGGAAAUGUAACCAGGGGUUGUGUCAAAGUGUCCGUUUGGAUUCAGUGUCCAUAUGAAAAAUGUAACCAGGGGUUGUGUCAAAGUGUUCAUGUGGAAAAUGUAGCCAGGGGCUGUGUCAAAGUGUCUGCGUUGUUUCAUAGUGGCUAUGUGGAAAAUGUAACCAGGAAUUAAGUCAUAACGAUUUUUUGUUUAGAGAUAAUAACAGCAAUCAGAAACAUACAAAAUCUAUAGACUGUUUCACAUACACAUUUGUUUUGGAAAGUAUGUCACAAGGAGUCAUGUCCAGUUCAGUUAAAUUCUAUGGAGAACACUUGUUUUGAUUUAAAUAUUGGAAUGUUUCGCACAAUAAAUAACCAACCGGUAGUUUUCUGAUUGUCUCCAUUAAUUUAUUGUUAAAUAUAACUGAAUAAAAUUUCUGAAAAAUAGAUGUCAUCAUGCUAAAUACAAAAAAAUGUUAUCAUGUGAAUUUUGGAAUUCAAAUUGAUUAUGAUAAGACUUUCCAAAGCAGCUAUAACUAUAAAUUUGAGUUUUGGCCAAACUCUAGACUAAUGAUUGUGAAAUUAACCAACUUGGUAAUCUUUCUGUUCAGGGAUGAAAACUUGUGGUCAGGGGAAAUAUAUUACACAAUAUUUGCAAUAAAAAAUCUUUUAUUUGGAUAAAGAACUUUGGAGAUACAUUUUGGUAUAAUUGCCAUAUUUACUGAACAGCAAGUUUAUACAUCUAUAAUGAUAUAACAAAAAAAGAUAAAUAAGUCUUUAACAAUGAUGAAAUCAUUCGCACAUCAAUCAA
This is a messenger RNA of Mya arenaria, 2575 nucleotides long. Its product is annotated as RCC1 domain-containing protein 1-like. Lineage: Eukaryota; Metazoa; Mollusca; Bivalvia; Myida; Myidae. The record is from RefSeq and is a predicted model, not a curated record. Bases 282 to 1418 code for a protein of 378 amino acids. The transcript is spliced from 8 exons.